AUGUCAUGUCGUGUUUGUUCUUCUGGAUAUUUUCUUAAUGAAACUAAAGGAUGUUCAAUAUGUCCAGAUAAUUGUAAAAAAUGUAGUUCAAAUGGAAAGUGUUCAGAAUGUGAUCCUGGAUAUUAUGUUUCUCCAAAUAAAACAUGUUUAAUGUGCUCUAAAGAAGAAAAAACAAUUUGUAAUUCAACAACAUCUCUUCAAGCAUGUAAUACAUGUAAUAAUUAUUGUAUGUUUGAUGACUCAUCUAAUACUUGUAGAGAAAGUCAUUGUGUUAAUUAUUUUAAUGGAACAGAAUUUUGUAGUGAAUGUGAAGAAGAUUAUAUUUUUGAAAGUAAUGGAAAAUUUUGUUUUAAACCAGAAUCUUCAUGUAAAUCAUUUCAGUCUUCAGAAACUGGUAUUAUUCAAUGUGUUGAAUGUCAUAAUGGAUAUUACUUAACAGAUAAUUAUGAGUGUAAACAAUGUGACAAACAAUGUAAAACGUGUAUUUCUUCUUCAGAACAAUGUUUAGAAUGUUCAUUACUUAACGCAAAUUUAGAAAAUAAUUGUGUGGAAUGUAAAAUAUCAAAUUGUUUUCAAUGUAGAGUCAACACAAAUGAAUGUGAAGAAUGUUAUGAAGGAUAUCAACUCGUUGAUGGUGAAUGUAUUGGUUUGUUUUUUUUCUAUUACUUCUUUUCUUUUUCAUUAUUCUAA
Molecule: messenger RNA, 690 nt
Organism: Entamoeba nuttalli P19
Lineage: Eukaryota; Evosea; Mastigamoebida; Endamoebidae
Product: CXXC-rich protein
Exons: 1
Coding region: 1-690 (229 amino acids)
Molecular function (GO): protein binding
Source: RefSeq, a predicted model, not a curated record